AUGAUGGAAAGAUCAAAAUUCAAAACUGCAGAACCUAAAGAAAAAAAGAAAUGCAGUAAAAAAGAAAAAAAAAUUUAUGUAACCAGUAAUGAUAAUUCACGGAUAUUCGGAGAAUUUGCAGAUAUUCAUAAAGAAUUUACGGAUAUUUAG
Messenger RNA from Cetraspora pellucida, 150 nucleotides. NCBI's taxonomy places the organism in Eukaryota, Fungi, Glomeromycota, Glomeromycetes, Diversisporales, Gigasporaceae. The record is from the annotation of a GenBank genome assembly.